Galleria mellonella (greater wax moth) is the source of this 1977-nucleotide messenger RNA. RefSeq names its product REPTOR-binding partner (gene REPTOR-BP). The record is from RefSeq and is a predicted model, not a curated record. Gene Ontology annotation, biological process: regulation of DNA-templated transcription. NCBI's taxonomy places the organism in Eukaryota, Metazoa, Arthropoda, Insecta, Lepidoptera, Pyralidae. Gene Ontology annotation, molecular function: DNA-binding transcription factor activity. Bases 122 to 538 code for a protein of 138 amino acids. The transcript is spliced from 4 exons. Gene Ontology annotation, cellular component: nucleus.
AACAAUACCUUAAAGUGUACAAUACAGGUGCAAUACAAAUUAUCAGAUUUUCUUGUUAUUUGUAUUUAAUAAAAUCAUCAUUAGUCUUCGAGAGACAAAACGGAAGCGUAAGAGUGAGAAAAUGAAUAUAGACUUUGAGACGAUGGCUGUUUUGGAGGAGGAAUCACAAAAUGAAACCCUCGGAGGUGUGUUUGGAUCGACGGGGGCGGCUGCGGCGGAGGGCGGGGAGAGGCGAGAGGGGGGCAAGCGCGGCCGCCGACCUGGCAGGAAGGCGCAGCUCGACAAACAGGAUAUGAAGGCCAAGCUGGAGCGCAGCCGCCAAUCGGCGCGCGAGUGCCGCGCACGUAAGAAGCUCCGUUAUCAAUAUUUGGAGGAGCUGGUAGCGGACAGGGAACGCUCUGUACUCACGCUCAGGAAGGAGUUGGAUAAGUAUUACAAAUGGAAUCUCGAGCUGGACCAGGGUCGAAUACCCGAGGGUUUGGACGCGAUGCUGCAAGAAAUGGGGGUGGUCAAACAGGAGGAAGCGAAACCCUUCUAGAGGGUUGAUUUGGUACAGUUUAAUAUUAUUUUGUUAUAAUCCCAACAUAUGUCGUAUCUAUGCUUAGGUUUCCCCGUUCCUAACUUCGAGUUAAGUUGUAAUUUUGUUAUCGGUUUCAUUAUAAUAAGACUUCAUUAUAUUUAUAUUGUAAAUGUGAGAAUUUAGUGGGUGAUAAUUAUCCAUAGAUUAUGUAAAACAACAAAGUAUGUUCAACAAUCUCCGACUCAACUAUCUCUCCAUUUAAGUGCUAUUUUUCUGUAUACCCUCCAUAUUGUAUAUGUGCUAUUAGGUAUGUAAAUAUUUGUUUACGUGUAAGAAUAUAUACAUAUAUAUUCACGCAUAUAAACCAAUAUAUAUGUUUUUAUAUAUUAGAAUCUAUAUACUAGUGCACCACCUACCCUUUGUCUUUUUCUCAAUAUCCUCUACCCAAAGGUUGUCUGGAAGAGAUUGUUGAGCGAUAAGGCCACCUUUUAUAUCACUUCUCAUUAAAAUUAACUGUAUUUAUUUAUAAAGGGUGCAAUAAAAUGUAAAUAAAUAAGUAUGUUCACGACUUUAAACUGUGGGGUAGUCAGAGUUGCAUUGUCGUCUGUUGCCGUUAAUAAUGUAGUUAUCUAAUUUUUUUUUUAUUUUAUUUCUUGUUUAUAUGUUAGUACUUUUUUAAAUGGUUUUAUAUUGAUUAUAAUGUAACGUUAUAUUUAUGCAAUAUGUUUAAUAUCACACUGUUGCCUAGCAAUCACAGAUAAUGGCCGACUCUCUUCUUGUCAUACUAUUAUUUAUCAAUUAAUAAACUUAUAAAAUAAUGUAUGCUAUUUAAUAAAGUAUAUUAUUUUUAUUAGAAGUGUCCGUAAAUUCUAUUUCUUAUGUAUAUUUAAAAAUAGAUCUCAAUUUAAUCCUCUUAAUGUGGAAGUGAAUUGAAAAUUGUAAUAAAAUAAGGAUUCAAACAUAACUAAAGUAUUUAAUACAAGUCCAAGAGGUUUAAGUGAUACUAAAAGAUACAGUUUUUUUUUAAUGUAUUUAUGCAUGCUAACUAAAUUAAAAAAAAAAAUUCAAAAUAUUGCAUAAUUCCAAACAAGUCUUGCCGUUUCCAACAUAUAAAUUGCAUAGCAAAAAUAUAUCUUAUAAAAAUUUGAUUAUAGUCCAACUUAAACAGAAGAAUACUUAUAUAUUUUUAUUUAUUUUUUCAUAGUAUACAAAAAAUCACGUUUACCAUGUAGUCAAUCUUGAAGAAGAAUAUUAUGAAUAAAAUUCAUUAUUUUACUAAGAAUGCAUAUAAUAAAAUUAUAUGUAUAAUUUUUUUGAGCUUUAUAUUGCACAUAGUGUAUAAAAUAUCGCUGAAAAUAAUAAUUUAACUCAUUAUAAAUCUAAUCAUAUACAUAUAUUUUUGAAUAUUCAUUCAAAGGUUAUAUAAUAUUUCGUCAUUAAAAGAUUUCAUUAUAUUA